Messenger RNA from Arachis ipaensis, 1407 nucleotides. NCBI's taxonomy places the organism in Eukaryota, Viridiplantae, Streptophyta, Magnoliopsida, Fabales, Fabaceae. The record is from RefSeq and is a predicted model, not a curated record.
AAUACCACAGAAUGAUCAACAUUUUCUAUCUCAACAUUCUUUUGAAAUUGAUAAUCCUUUGUCUCCUCACUCUCCUGACAUUUCUAAAUUAGAAUAAAUUAGAAUCUGAGGUGUUAAGUGAUCCUGUUAACCCUCAAAGUCAAAAUUUAAUAUUUAGAUAUUUCUUUUUACUAUUUAACUUUUGAGUUUGUAUUUUGAUAAGAUCAUAUGAAUUUGGUUGAUGAUUUUUUGUGUAGUGUUUUAAAUUUGGAAAAUAUUUUAGGAUGUUUAUUUAUAAUUUAUUUAUUAUUUUAUUCUAUAACGGUUUUUUCGGUUGAACCAUCGGUUGGACCGGUUGGACCAGUAAACCAGUGAACCAGUGACUAGAGCGGUUUGAUGAUCGGUCCUGUUUUUAGAACCUUAUUUACAAGUAUAAAAUAACAAUUGUUAGACCAGCCCUAUGCCAGUAAUUAACAAUUGUUAGACCAGCCCGGUUUUUGGAGUGUUACCGGUUCAAAACGAAAGGCCUCCAAACGCCGUCUUUUUUAUUUUUUCAUUAAAAAAAAACAGAUUCAGAAAUCAAAAUCCCCUCUUUGAUAGAUACCCUUUGGCCCUUUCUCCCUCUGAAAACUUGGAAAGAAGUAUAGAACUCAAAAACCCAACCCUAAACCCUCUUCGAUACCCAGCCACCAUCCCACUUUCAUCACCGAACCCUUGCCGCCGGGUGGAACUGCCGUUGUCGCCAUCACUUCUCAUUCUUCCGUUGCCGCCACUUCCCUUCCUCCCUCGCCGCCGCCUGCAGUGCGAUGAGUGAAUCCAUGUUUAUGGCUGCUGCGUUAAACCCUCCCAAAACCCCCUUCAAAAUCAUCCUCACACCCGCUCUUCUGCCUCCCCCAACCUCCUCCGCACUCACUUUCAAACCAAACAACAACUUCCCCACACUCUCCGUCGCCGCACAACCACAACAACAAGAACACGCCGCUCUACUCGACACUCUUCGCAACAGCACACGCAAGAACCAAGUGCUCCAAUCCAUCAGAACCACAUCCCCCUUCAACUGCCUCUCCGAAACAAAUCUUCACCAUACGGUUCCCGCCCUUACCUCCAAAACCAGGGGAAAGGUUAGAGACAUAUAUGAUAGUGGAGAGUACCUUGUUUUGGUUACUACUGAUCGCCAGAGUGCAUUUGAUAGAAUCCUUGCUUCAAUUCCCUUCAAGGGACAGGUUCUUAACCAGACAAGCUUGUGGUGGUUUGAGAGAACCCAGCAUAUAACUGCUAAUGCCGUUGUGUCCACUCCUGAUCCUAAUGUUACCAUAGCAAAGAAAUGUUCUGUUUUCCCUGUUGAGUUUGUUGCUAGAGGCUUUGUGACCGGAAGUACUGAUACUUCAUUAUGGACAGUCUACAAUAAAGGCAUCCGGAACUAUUGUG